CCCGAUUAUUGCUGACUUAAGCAUCGGAGUGUCUACUCCGAGGACCCACCUCGAGGCUUUGCAGGUCUUUUAAGUCUUUACAUUAAUUUCAUGGCAUCAGUCGAGAGGAACCCUCUCGUCGAUGAAUUGGUGCUAGAAAUCGGAGAUUGUUUCGUUUACGCUUGCGGAGAAAGCAAUCUCCAUUCGUCCUCUGCCUUGAGCUGUGGUCGUUUCUAUGGACUUUGGGAGGAGAGCCUUUGGUCGGUGAAUGGAGGCUUGAUUUAUCUGAAGCGAUGGCAGCAUACCCAAUCAAUUGAGGAAAUUGAUUUCAGUUAUGCUUCCUUAUGGGUCCAAACCCAUGGAUCAAAACUGGAUCAAUUGACGCCUCGUUAUGCAGGAAGGAUUGGACGCCAUGUUAGCAACCUGGCACGAGUUGAAAAUGCGGUGGCUGGUGGGUUUCUUGAGAGCUCGAGUUCAUGUAAAUAUUACUCGUCCUCCACCGUCCCCUACCUUCUGGUUGCUGGGUACCUAUUUCAGCUUCCGAAAGUCCAUGGAUUGAAUACAAGUAUGAAAAAUCCGCCCUUCUGGCGCUCCUUAGGAGUGCUUGCCACCGUCAUGGCUCCGCUGAGAGAUCUCAGCUUGUUUUUCAUCUUUUUCUCUUCAUUUUCAUCCGAUUCCCUCACCUUUUCUUCAAUUCCCUCUUAUCCGAUUCGCUCACCUUUUCUUCAAUUCCCUUGAAAAAUCCAAAUAUAUUUUUGCUUUUCUUUGCUUUUUCGUUCUCAAAUCUGGUCGGUGGUUUACAUCUGGAAGGGAAUUGGGGCUGAAUGAAGUUUAUUCCGGUGACUGGUGAUGAAUGAUUCUAGCAUUGUGUCUCGUUCAUGCUGGUAAUCAACUUAACCUUUCAAU
This is a messenger RNA of Rubroshorea leprosula, 885 nucleotides long. The record is from the annotation of a GenBank genome assembly. Lineage: Eukaryota; Viridiplantae; Streptophyta; Magnoliopsida; Malvales; Dipterocarpaceae.